Molecule: messenger RNA, 3336 nt
Organism: Cajanus cajan (pigeon pea)
Lineage: Eukaryota; Viridiplantae; Streptophyta; Magnoliopsida; Fabales; Fabaceae
Source: RefSeq, a predicted model, not a curated record
AUGAGUUAUAUCAUACCGAAGGGAUGGAAAGUUCUAGUUUGGUCAAGAGCUAUUCAUAUGAAUCCUGAAUAUUACCCAAAUCCAAAAGAAUUUAAUCCAUCAAGAUGGGAUGAUUACAAUGCUAAAGCGGGAACCUUCCUUCCCUUUGGAGCAGGAAGCAGGCUUUGUCCUGGAAAAGACAUAUCCAAUCUCCAAACUUCUGUAUUUCUACAUUAUUUUCUCCUUAAUUACAGGAUGUAUCAGGGUAGAAGAGGUUUGAAACCUACUUUCGUAGCUGGGGUUGAAGAGUUUGUAAGAAAAGCCUGUGAACAAGAAAGUUAUGUUAAUGAACGACAACUUAGAUGUCCAUGCAGUAAAUGUGAGUCUACAAGGAUUUAUGAUGUUCAAACAGUGAGGGUUCAUCUCUACAAGCAUGGCUUUAUGCCCGAAUACUUUAUUUGGACUGAUCAUGGGGAAGGCGUACAAAAUAUUUCCCGUAAUGUCGACGAUGCUUCAAGUAGUGGUAUACAUGUGACAGAAAGUGAAACAUUUAAUACGAUGCAUGAGAUGUUGCGUGAUGCUGUUAGACAACACGGGUCGUUUGAGAUACCAGAAACAAACUUUGAAGAGCCUCCGAAUGAAGCAACCCGACAAUUUUAUAACCUAUUAAUGGAGUCAAAUGAACCAUUAUUUGAAGGAUCAUCAGAGUCAAAAUUAUCAAUUUGUGUUAGACUUUUAGCAUGCAAGUCGAAUUGGAAUGUCCUUGACCAAUGUGUAGAUUUUAUAACAAAAAUGCUUCUAGAUAUAGCUCCGAUGAAUACAACUUUGCCAAAAAAUUACUAUGAUGCUAAACGAUUAGUAUCGAAGCUUGGAUUGACUGCUAGAAAGAUUGAUUGUUGUAGACAAGGGUGCAUGCUGUUUUAUGAUAAUGAAUAUGGGAAAAAUGAUGGAGCACUAGCCUGUUGCAAAUUUUGUGACAUGCCAAGGUAUCGUGAUCGCAACAUAGGGGCAAACACAAAUAAACUAGUUCCAGUGAAGACAAUGUUCUAUUUACCUAUAAUUCCAAGGUUGCAGAGACUGUUUGCAUCAAUGCAAACUGCAGGUCACAUGUGUUGGCAUCAUGAAUUUAAAAAUAGCUCAGGCGUGUUACGUCAUCCCUCAGAUGGUGAAGCUUGGAAACACUUCAAUCGGGUACAUGCAGACUUUGCCGUGGAUCCACGCAACGUACGGUUGGGUUUAUGCUCUGAUGGAUUUAACCCAUUCUAUCAAUCAACAAUCCCUUAUUCUUGUUGGCCUGUAAUUCUGACCCCAUACAAUCUUCCUCCUGAGAUGUGCAUGACCAAGCCAUUUAUGUUCUUAACUUGUUUAAUACCUGGUCCACGCAAUCCAAAGGCAGGAAUUGAUGUGUUUCUCGAACCUUUGGUGGACGAUCUUAAGAAGUUGUGGACCGGUGUAGAAACAUAUGAUAUUUCAAAAAAGAAGAAUUUUAACAUGAGGGCUAGUUUAAUGUGGACUAUAAAUGAUUUCCCUGCAUAUGGGAUGUUGUCCGGUUGGGGAACCCAAGGUAAAUUGGCCUGUCCACAUUGUAUGGAGUAUUCAAAAGCCUUUACGUUAGAAAAUGGGGGAAAAAAUUGUUGGUUUGACUCACAUCGUAGGUUUUUACCUCAUGAUCAUACAUUUAGGAAGAACAAAAAAGCCUUCUUAAAAGGGAAAGUUGAAACAGAUGGCCCACCACCUACAAUGACACCUGAUUUGGUUUGGGGCAGAGUAAUGGAUUUACCAAUGGCCACAGAAAAUCCUCGUUUGCCCAAAUUACGAGGAUACGGCGAGUUUCAUAACUGGAGAAAAAAAAGUAUUUUUUGGAAUCUUCCUUAUUGGAAAGAUAAUCUUUUAAGACACAACCUUGAUGUCAUGCACAUAGAAAAGAAUUUCUUUGACAACAUAUUGAACACUAUCAUGAAUGUUAGUGGUAAAACAAAAGAUAAUGAGAAAGCAAGGAUGGAUCUCACUUUGUAUUGUAGUCGGCCUGACUUAGAACUAAAACCGCUAGCUAAUGGAAAAAUGUUUAAGCCAAAAGCGAAUUACUCUUUAACUAUAGACGAAGCGAAAUCAGUUUGUCGUUGGAUAAAAGAACUAAGGGUGCCUGAUGGUUAUUCAUCAAACUUGGCAAGAUGUGCUGAUGUUGAAAAGGGAAGGAUGCAUGGGAUGAAAAGCCAUGAUUGCCAUGUAUUCAUGGAGUGCUUACUUCCUAUUGCAUUUAGUACAUUGCCAAUGCAUGUUUUGAAUCCACUAAUCGAAAUAAGUCAUUUCUUCAAAGACUUGUGCUCUACCACAUUGAGGUAUGACGAUUUGGUUAAAAUGGAAGAAAACAUUCCACUAAUUCUCUGCAAGUUGGAGAGAGUAUUUCCCCCCGCAUUUUUUGAUUCAAUGGAACAUCUCCCAAUUCAUCUUGCAUAUGAAGCUAGACUUGGCGGUCCAGUGCAAUAUAGGUGGAUGUAUCCUUUUGAAAGGUCAUUCCUCCAAUCUCACCAAGAAGCUAAGUCAACUGCUUCUAGUCGUGUACAUGCUGAUUUUCCUAAUUGGUUUAAGGAUCAAGUUUACAAUGAGCCUUUCAGUGUAACAAACCAACACUUGAGAGAUUUAUCACAAGGCCCGUUUACCGAGGUUAAACAAUGGCACACGUUAUAUGUGAAUGGAUAUAAGUUCCACACUGAUGCAUGGAGUAAAGGUAAAAAGACAAUAAAUAGUGGGGUUUUUGUAAAAGGGCUUAUAGAAGGAGGUGAAGAUGAUUUCUACGGGGUCAUUAAAAACAUAUACGAGCUAGAGUACAAUACUUCAAGCACUUCGAAGAAAGUAAUUGUAUUUUAUUGUGACUGGUUUGAUCCCUCACGAAGAGGUACAAGGAUGGAUUCUAAAAACCAUGUUGUUGAUAUUCGAAUGGAUAGAAGAUAUGUGCCAUAUGAUCCAUUUAUAAUUGCUCAGAAUGUCAGACAAGUAUACUAUCUGUCUUAUCUACCGUCACGAAUAGAUAAACGUGGUUGGUGUGCCGUAAUCAAGACAAAACCUAGAGGUCGCAUAGAAGCUACUGAUGUAGUUGAUGAUGUGCCUUACCAAGAAGACCAAGUUUCACAUGUCAAUGAAAUUGUAGAAGUUGAACCUAUUUUAGGCUUCCGAGAUUCUGAUCAUGGUGUUGAAGUAGAAGAAGAAGCAACAAAAGAAGACACUGAAGAAAACACUGAAGAAGAGGUAUUUCAAGACAAUGAUUUGGAAGAAGACAAUGAUGAAGGGGAAUUUGAUGACAACGAGUCAGAAGAAGACAAUGAAGAAAUGGAAUUGGAGGAUGACAAUUCUGAUUAG